GAAAUGUAUGAAAUAUAGCCUUACUUUCCGUCUUACUUUCCAUCUCUCUCGAGCUUUGGCAUGGUUCGCCUUUUUAUCUGUACGUACAGUAAAUGCAAGUAGGUGUUGUAGGCUUGUAGCUGUGGAGUGGUGCGGGUGAAAUGAGCGCCGGAGCUUACGGUAGCAAAUUCCACAAAAGACGUCAGCAUCGCGCCCUCUGCUUGGCCUCCUUUCCUCCCCAUUCGCGUGCCCUCCUUUUGCGCGCACUGAGAUGCGUCGAAGACGAAGCUCGGUUCUGGGUGUUUAAGCGAAAUAUACAUUAUGAGGAGCGUAAGUUUGAGGCAAUGGGCAGUGGCGUUUGCAUCUGGAAAUGAAGGAGAGACAGCGUUGGAGAGCUGAAGAGGACGCUUUGUUACGUUCCUAUGUCAAACAAUAUGGCCCUAGGGAGUGGAAUCUUGUGUCACAGCGCAUGGACACACCCUUAAACAGGGAUGCCAAAUCCUGCUUAGAAAGGUGGAAGAACUACCUCAAACCUGGAAUAAAGAAGGGAUCCCUCACUGAGGAGGAGCAGCGUCUUGUUAUCCGUCUUCAAGCAAAACAUGGCAACAAAUGGAAGAAAAUUGCAGCUGAAGUCCCGGGUCGUACUGCUAAGAGACUAGGCAAGUGGUGGGAAGUGUUUAAGGAGAAGCAGCAGAGAGAGCAAAAGGAGAACAACAAGGCAAUUGAACCCAUCGAGGACAACAAAUACGAUAGGAUCCUUGAGACUUUUGCAGAGAAGUUAGUGAAAGAGCGUGCUGCCCCAGCAUAUCUCAUGGCCACUUCCAAUGGCAGUUUUCUACAUGCUGACCCACCUGCUCCUGCACCAGCAUUGUUACCUCCAUGGCUUUCUAAUUCCAAUGGCACCUCCACAGUCAGGUCACCUUCCCCUUCUGUAACCCUCACCCUCUCUCCCUCAACAGUUGCUGCCCCUCCACCGAUCCCAUGGUUGCAGCCUGAUAGAGGACCGGAUAGCACUCUUGUUUUCUCGAAUUUGCCGCCUCAAGCAUCAGUCCCUGUUUGUGGAGAGAGCAUGUUGAUAUCAGAAUUAACAGACUGUUGCAGAGAUUUGGAAGAAGGACACCGUGCUUGGGCAUCACAUAAGAAGGAAGCAGCCUGGAGGUUAAGAAGGGUAGAGCUGCAACUGGAAUCAGAGAAGGCAUGCCGGAGGAGGGAAAAGAUGGAAGAGAUUGAGGCAAAGGUGAAGGCUCUCAGGGAAGAGCAGAAGGUUGCUAUGGAUAGAAUUGAAGCAGAAUACCGGGAACAAUUAGCGGGACUGAGGAGGGAUGCAGAAGCCAAGGAGCAGAAGUUGGCUGAACAAUGGGCUGCAAAGCACUUGCGUCUUUCCAAAUUUCUUGAGCAGAUGGGCUGCAGACCAAGGCUUGCAGAGCCUAAUGGCCGAUGAGGAAGAUCUAUAUACACAACACAAUGGGGUUGGUUGUAACAUGUUUAUCUGAAUCGUCGUAUGCUUACCUUGUUUGCUUGAUCAUGUGUCCAUACUGCUCUGAUAUUCUAUUAUAUAGGUAAUACGCGUCUUUAUCUUGCACUGUCUAUUUAUUGGCUGGACCGACUGAAUGAAUGUAAGGCAGCAUUUGCUGAACCUGGGUUUACUUGCAUUUUCCUUUUUCUUUUUAGCUGUACAUUAUAAUUAUAUUCGCAUUGUUGCUUUUCUUUCCCGUGUCUUGGGCGAAAACUCA
This is a messenger RNA of Juglans regia (Persian walnut), 1712 nucleotides long. RefSeq names its product transcription factor AS1. The transcript has 3 exons. The coding region runs from base 350 to 1420 and encodes 356 amino acids. Lineage: Eukaryota; Viridiplantae; Streptophyta; Magnoliopsida; Fagales; Juglandaceae. The record is from RefSeq and is a predicted model, not a curated record.